Messenger RNA from Pseudophryne corroboree (corroboree frog), 1119 nucleotides. RefSeq names its product nucleolar pre-rRNA processing protein NIP7 (gene NIP7). Gene Ontology annotation, cellular component: nucleus; preribosome, large subunit precursor; nucleolus. Lineage: Eukaryota; Metazoa; Chordata; Amphibia; Anura; Myobatrachidae. The transcript has 5 exons. The record is from RefSeq and is a predicted model, not a curated record. Gene Ontology annotation, molecular function: RNA binding. Gene Ontology annotation, biological process: ribosome assembly; ribosomal large subunit biogenesis. Bases 98 to 640 code for a protein of 180 amino acids.
GAUUGGUGCAGAGCCCGUUUCCCAGAGUGCACCGCGAGUGUCGCUGCAGCCGGGGCUCCAGUCUGUCCCACGUGGAGGUGGCAGCAGCAGGAGGAGGAUGAGGCCGCUCACUGAGGAGGAGACCAGGACUAUGUUCCAGAAGCUCUCCAAGUACAUUGGGGAGAACAUAAAGCUGCUUGUGGAUCGCCCUGACGGGACCUAUUGCUUCCGGCUACACAAUGACCGUGUAUAUUACGUAAGCGAGAAGAUCUUGAAGUUGGCCACGAACAUUGCACGGGACAAGCUGGUGUCUUUAGGAAGCUGCUUUGGAAAGUUUACCAAGACGCAGAAGUUUCGUCUGCACAUCACGGCCUUGGACUACCUGGCGCCAUACGCAAAGUACAAGGUCUGGGUGAAGCCGGGGGCCGAGCAGUCUUUCCUGUAUGGGAAUCAUGUUCUGAAGUCUGGCCUGGGGCGGAUAACCGAGAACACCGCUCAGUACCAAGGGGUGAUCGUAUACUCCAUGGCCGACGUUCCCUUGGGCUUUGGCGUCGCUGCGAAGUCCACGCAGGAAUGUAGGAAACUUGACCCGAUGGCAAUUGUGGUUUUCCACCAAGCUGACGUUGGAGAGUACAUCAGGCACGAGGAGACGCUUACAUAGAAACACAAGACCACCGGCGGACUAAUCUGGUGCCCACCGUAAUCAGACAGAGGACGUGCUCCGUACAGGAUCUUUCCUAUGUGCUGUGUCUGGACAGGGAAAUAACUUGAACUACUGAAUCUCCGCAGCGCAGCCAUACUGCCGGGACCGUGCGCAGGAGAGCGCCCUGAGUACACCUUCCUGUAUAGAGCCCGUCAUUCCCUCCUUAGUAGUGCCAUGUGCAUUGCUCCCUGUGUACCGGGGCGAGCCACAGGCUGUUGGCAGGGGGCAGUCAGUCUGGUCGCUACUGUCAGGGUACCCGUGUACAUAAUUUGGGGCGUAUAACGUGUUUCCUAUAAUAGAUGCCGCUACUGAACUCGUUUUGCAUUGUGCGACCAGGGCUGCAGCAAGAUAAUACACCGGAAGUGUCUGUAAUAAUAUUGUAAUACUCUGUAACAUGACAUAGGGGGCUGGUUUCAUUAAAGGAAGACUUAACAAUA